This is a messenger RNA of Cutaneotrichosporon cavernicola, 1407 nucleotides long. RefSeq lists its product as uncharacterized. NCBI's taxonomy places the organism in Eukaryota, Fungi, Basidiomycota, Tremellomycetes, Trichosporonales, Trichosporonaceae. The coding region runs from base 1 to 1407 and encodes 468 amino acids. The transcript has 2 exons. The record is from RefSeq and is a predicted model, not a curated record.
AUGACACGGACCAACCCGAAACGGCGGUGCGUGCGGCCAUUUGUCGCCACCCGAGUCCCCUCACCUUCGCCCUCGCCCUCACCUGCGCUCACGCCCCAACCUCCAGAAGAUAACGAAACUGCCGCCGUGGUCAAGUACCUCGAGGCACGGGGAUUCACAUCAGCGCUUGCCGCGCUCAUUGCGGACCUCGCCAACGAGAAGACAAGUGAGGUGGCAUCCUCCUCAACCGCCUCUUUGGUUUGGGGGAACGACGACAUCGUCGCUGAGAUCGUCUCCUUCCUCGGCAUGUCUGACUUACGAACGUGCCUCACCAUCUCCAAGACAUUUUGCCGUGCCGCCGCGCCGCGGCUGUACAAGUGCCUACGCGUACAGCUUCUGAACUGCUACUGCCGCCCUCCUCCUAACCGGGAUAUGGACCUCGUGACGCGCUGCACGACAGCCGUCGAGCUCUUUCCUCACCAACACGUUCAGCACUUUGUCAAGCCACUGGACGUGCCGCGUAUCCGCACUCUUGUGCUCAAUUAUGAUCCCAACGCGAAAGCUGAGAUGAUGACGGGCAAAGGUUCAUCGCUGCACAUGUGCAGGCUCUGCCCUAAUGAGGCGCCGAAAGCGCCGCGCGUCGUGGUGCGGCCCAUCGCGGGCCUCUUUCGAGGAAGGAAGCCCGCCACUGUGAUUCUGGUGCCUACCUCGGACGCCCGAGACACCGACCACACCCACCAUGCCUCGACCAUUGCGCCGGAGACAGUUGUGCACAUCGCGCGGAUGACGAGUCAGACAAAGUACUCGCGCCCGCAUUGGUAUUGGAAGUCCCCGCGCACUCCGCAACCCAAUCCCUCACGCGCCAUCACCUUCGUCCUCCUCCCGAUCAUGUGGGACCACGGGCCGGUGGGCAACCGUCGCCCUCCGUGGGGCGAGGCGAAGAGUAUCGGCAAUCUGGGCACCUCGCUCAUUGUCGCGCUGAGCGAAUACGCACUCCAGUUCGGUGACCACCGUAUCACCAUCGUGGGUCUAGAGGACGCAAACCCUUUCGCGAAGGCCGAGCACUGGGACGCGCGCGUUGAACGGCGCAAACUGUUCGAGGACGAGUUUCGGGAAACGCUCGAAGGGACGAUGCUGGUCGAUCACCGCUUUGGGGUAUGGAACGGCGAAGAGCGCGAGUGGCGCUGCGAGAGCAUCACGCUCACGACUUUCGCAGACUACCUACGGUCAGGGGCUUGGGGGGAGGAGAUGGACUGGCAGCUUGUUGGGCGGUGGCUCAACUCGUAUGAACUGCGCGAGUGCAACGUGCUCGGCACGCUGGCGCCGAAGCCCAAGACCCGCAAGGGCCGUGGUAGAAAGCGCAAGAUUGUGAGCCACGACUCGGACGCCGCGAGCGACAACAGCGAGGACGAGGACUACAUGGUUUGA